UAACAGUGUCUUAGGUCUGCAGUUAGACCGCUUUUGUCACAGGCGCCCUUACCAUCGCUCUCCGUCGGGGUUUUGUUUCGAUUUAUUUUCCACCGUGGAAACCAAACGAGAUAACGGAACAAAGUAAUUCGCCGUUUCCGCGUGGAAAAGACGUCCAGUUCCUUCAGGCUACAGGUAAGGCAUGGGCUGACGGAAAGGGACCAAUCACAUGACGUGAUGUUGGCCCGUAACGGCUUCCUCCUCCUGGUGGUGGUGAGUGGGACAGUACUGACCAUCGUCAGUUUCAGCCUCCAGUUCUUCAGUGAAAUCACUACGACUCCUGUUGUGGAGGAGAAACCCCUUCAGGCUGCAAAUGGAGCUGUCGGUGUGUCUCAAGUCAAGAGCAGAAAGCGAAUAUUUCAGGUGCCUCAAACUCAGAAGCCCAAUCCCAUAAAGGAAGCUUUUGGCUACUGCAACAUCCCAAAUCGCACUGAACAAGCAUGGGAAGGUCACAGUCCGGCAGACUAUACGCUGCUGUCUGUCCAGAUAAUGAUUCGCCAUGGGGACCGUUACCCUCUCUACUUUAUUCCCAAGACCAAGCGGCCAGCCAUCAACUGUACCCUGUCAAUUACCAGGAAUCCUUCGCACCCUCUGCUGAGCGCCUUCAUUAGUCACAUGGGCCAAGGAGGCCGUGGGCACUGGGAGUCUUCUUUGGCUUCUGUCCCUCGCCUACCUAACCACAGCGCUUGCGAGAUGGGAGAGCUCACACAAACCGGUGUGGUGCAGCACUUACGUAAUGGACAACUCCUCCACCAAGCCUACCAGCCCCACCGCCUUGUCCCCUCCAACUGGUCACCUCGCCAGGUGUGGGUAGAAACUACAGGGAAGAGCCGCACUCUUCAGAGCGCACUUGCCUUCCUCUACGGCUUCCUCCCAGAAUUCGACUGGAAGAAACUGACCGUGCGUCACCAGUGGAGCACUCUGUUCUGCGGCUCCGCCUGCGACUGCCCCGCCAGGAACCGAUACCUGGAGGAGGAGCAGAGAAGGCAGUAUCGUCUCAAGCUGGCCGAUGCGGAACUCGACAGAACCUACGCCGACAUGGCACGCGCUUUGGGUAUUCCCACACGCAAUCUCAGAGCCGCAAACCCGAUAGACUCCCUGCUGUGCCACCUGUGCCACAACCUUCCUUUCCCAUGCGCGUCCGUGGAAGACGGCAGCGCAGGCGAGUGUCUAACAACGGCCCAGUUCGCUGUGAUUCGACGGCAACAGCUGGAUGACGAGGUGGAUCGGCGAAGAGCGGGACUCUAUCGUAAGUACGCCAUCCUGGCUAUGUACCCCUACCUCAACAAAACCGCCGCCAAAAUGGAGCGCCUUGCCAAGGCCGGUAAACAAGCGGCGAAAGCAGGGGGAGACGAUGUGUUCACCCUCUCCUCCGCCCACGACGUGACCAUGGCGCCCUUGCUGAGCGCCCUCGGUCUGGAGGAAGCCAGGUUCCCGCCAUUUGCCGCAAGACUGGUGUUUGAAUUGUGGAAGAGCCCCUUAGGGACUCAGGCGGAGAAGAAGCGGGUUCUAAGAGGUGAGAAGCUAAAAGUAAGAAAUGGAGGAUAUUUCAUCAGGUUGCUGUACAAUGGAGAGGAUGUGACUUUCCACACCGCUUUCUGCAGCUCCAUAGUCCGACGCGCCAGCCAGCCACUCUGUCCUCUGAAGAACUUCCUGUCUUUCGUCAGGAAAGACAUGUUCGUUGUUGUCAAUGCUACGUCCUACCAGGAGGCCUGCUUUAGGCACUGAAAGAUAGCCUGUCUUUACACUUCUGUUUUGUUGUCUGCUAGUGUGGUGUCAUACAAAAACAGUGCUACCUUGGUUCUCGUUCGCCCCCGUUGUGACAAAAUGGUAAAUGGGCGCAUACGUGUAUAGCGCUUUUCUACCUUCAAGGUACUCAAAGCGUUUUGACACUAUUUCCACAUUCACCCAUUCACUCGCACAUUCACACACUGAUGGCAGGAGCUGCCAUGGAAGGCCCUAACCACGACUCAUUAGGAGCAAGGUUGAAGUGUAUUACUCAAGGACACAAGAGACGUGACGAGGUUGGUAGAAGGUUGGUAUCGAACCAGGAAUUGUCAGGUUGCUGGCACGGCCACUCUUCCAACAGCGCCACGCCGUCCCCCGAAGUACCCAAACAAAGAAUCUUACGCGUUUGUGACUUGGUCUGUGUACGUUUUUAAAAGUAUGACAGCAAAAUAAGCUACCGUGGCUCAUAAAAAAAGUAACAAAUAGCACUCUGAUAAAAAAAAAAGUUAAAAAUAUAGAGUUGAAGAAAAAACAUGUAGUGUCAUCCCUUCCUCUCAAUUAAACGAAGGUAAACAAUGAUGUACAGUCGUGGUCAAAAGUUUACAUACACUUGUAAAGAACAUAAUUGUUGGUCACAAAAAACAUUCAUGAAGUUUGUUUUUUUCUAUAAUUUUUUAUGGGUCUACUGAAAAUGUGACCAAAUCUGCCAGGUCAAAAGUGUACAUACAGUAAUGUUAAUAUUUGGUUACAUGUACCUUGGCAAGUUUCACUGCAAUAAGGUGCUUUUGGUAGCCAUCCACAAACUUCUGGUUGAAUUUUUGACCAUUCCUCUUGACAAAAUUGGUGCAGGUCAGCUAAAUUUGUUUGGUUUUCUGAAAUGGACUUGUUUCUUCAGCAUUGUCCACAUGUUUAAGUCAGGACUUUGGGAAAGCCAUUCUAAAACCUUAAUUCUAGCCUGAUUUAUCCAUUCCUUUACCACUUUUGACGUGUGUUUAGGGUCAUUGUCCUGUUGUAACACCCAACUGCGCCCAAGACCCAACCUCCGGGCUGAUGACUUUUGGUUGUCCUGAAGAAUUUGGAGGUAAUCCUCCUUUUUCAUUGUCCCAUUCACUCUCUGUAAAGCACCAGUUCCAUUGACAGCAAAACAGGCCCAGAGCAUAAUACUACCACCAACAUGCUUGGCGGUAGGAUGGUGUUCCAGGGAUCUUUUCUCCUUGAAUUUGUGGAAUUGAAUGCUACGUACGAUAUUUCAAACAAAAUUAAACUACUAUUGGCUUAUCCGGAGACUUACUCCCAGACUUUGUAAACAGUAACAAAACAGAUACAAAAAAUGUAAAAAAAGAUUUUGAAAUAAUAAAAAGAAUAAAAAGAAAAAUAUCAAUCUGAUUACUUUCGUAUGUUGUAUAUACUGAUACUAUAGUAGGUGUCGGUGGUGUUGACAUCUCAAUCAAUCACCUCUGCUGCACAUUGAAGCUUUAGCAGUUAGCUUCUUGUGUUGUCAUGCUUGGUGUGUGUUUGUAUCAUGCUUAGCCAUUCCUUUCCCAAAAGUCCUCCAGUUUUAAUGGUAUGUGGAAGAAAAUGUGUUUGUUUUCUGCCAUAGUGGGGAGGAUUAAUGGUCAGGCGAUGCGUUCCUUGCAGAUUGCUCUCAAAUUCCAGCAAGUGUUCUGGAAAUUAACAUGUAACAUCUAACCUCCUGCAGGAUGGGGAUUGGAAACUAUAAUUCUCUAUACAAUGUUUUGUUUUCAUAUCUACAUUAUUUUUUACAGGGAAAAUUGAUUGGUACCAUUUAAACCUUUUGGAACGGAUUCCUAACUGAAACCGAGGUAUCACUGUAUGUAUUUCCACUCAUAUCUAGUGGUAAACUCUUCAAACAUGUCAAUGGUUAUAUUGUUUACAAUCAAUUCACUAACAACUGUACUUUGUUUUUACUUGUGACAUUGUUAUGGGGCUGCAGGUGUUAUUACCAAGAAGGUCGAGUUUCUUAAAUACAGUAAUAUACAUUACAGUGCCAGUUGUCAAACAUAAAUGUAACAUAGAACAUCAAGGUAGUCGCACUAAGACACUUUAUUCUUACAUUGUACCAGUCAUUCUUUACAUUCCAGAAAAUGGUCAUUUUACAAAUAUUCUUGCAAAAAAGUCAAAUACUAUGUUGGAUUAAACAGUUUGUCAAA
Messenger RNA from Nerophis ophidion (straightnose pipefish), 3938 nucleotides. RefSeq names its product 2-phosphoxylose phosphatase 1 (gene pxylp1). The record is from RefSeq and is a predicted model, not a curated record. Gene Ontology annotation, molecular function: phosphatase activity. Gene Ontology annotation, cellular component: Golgi apparatus. Bases 217 to 1767 code for a protein of 516 amino acids. The transcript is spliced from 6 exons. NCBI's taxonomy places the organism in Eukaryota, Metazoa, Chordata, Actinopteri, Syngnathiformes, Syngnathidae. Gene Ontology annotation, biological process: dephosphorylation; glycosaminoglycan biosynthetic process; chondroitin sulfate proteoglycan biosynthetic process.